This is a messenger RNA of Neltuma alba, 3718 nucleotides long. RefSeq names its product DExH-box ATP-dependent RNA helicase DExH17-like. The record is from RefSeq and is a predicted model, not a curated record. Bases 39 to 3713 code for a protein of 1224 amino acids. Lineage: Eukaryota; Viridiplantae; Streptophyta; Magnoliopsida; Fabales; Fabaceae. The transcript is spliced from 28 exons. Gene Ontology annotation, molecular function: nucleic acid binding; ATP binding.
CCCUUGGGCUUUGUCUUCGACUAAAAUCCGUUCUGACUAUGGAUACAUAUUCAUUGAAGUCUGUGUCAGAUUUACCCGUACCUUUUCGCUCAACUUUUAGUUUCAGGUAUUUUAAUUCGCUUCAGAGUGAAUGCUUUCCUAUCUGUUUCCACUCCGAUAUAAAUAUGGUAAUUUCUGCUCCAACUGGAAGUGGUAAAACGGUACUCUUUGAGCUUUGCAUUUUGAGGCUUCUCUCUAGGUCCAUUUCUUCCGAGGAGAGACUUAUACAUGUAAAUGGAACUCUCAAAACAAUCUAUAUAGCCCCUUCUAAGGCUUUAGUACAAGAGAAGCUUCGGGAUUGGAAUCAAAAGCUUGGGCACUUGGGAAUCAAGUGCCUGGAGCUGACCGGUGACAAUGAAUCUUACAAUUUAAGGAACAUACAAGAGGCGGAUAUUAUUCUGACAACUCCCGAGAAAUUCGAUGCAGUAUCACGUUAUGGUGUAAAAGAUGGCGGCUUGAGCUUUUUCAGUGACAUUGCACUACUACUUAUUGAUGAAGUUCAUUUGUUGAAUGAUCCACGAGGAGCUGCUCUGGAAGCCAUCGUUAGCAGAAUAAAAAUGGUUGCUUGCAAUCCUAAAAUGAAAUCAAAUCCUCUUGCACAAGUCCGCUUCCUAGCUGUCUCUGCCACUAUUCCAAAUAUCGAGGAUCUUGCCGAUUGGCUUAUGGUUCCCGUCCAGGGGAUCAAAAGGUUUGGAGAAGAAAUGAGGCCUGUAAAAUUGACAACUAAGGUGUUUGGCUAUGCCCCGGCAAAAAAUGACUUUCUAUUUGAGAAGCGCCUUCAAAACUAUAUUUUUGAUAUUCUCAUGCAAUACUCAAGAGGGAAAUCUGCACUUGUAUUUUGUUCAACAAGAAAAGGAGCACAAGAAGCAGCUCAGCGACUCUCUCAAAUAGCCAUGACUUUUGGUCACUCAAAUCCAUUCAUUAAGAGCAAUGAACAGCAGGAUCGACUGAGGGAAGCUUCUCUGUCAUGCAGUGACAAGCAGAUGCAAUCAUAUAUCCAUUAUGGUGUUGGUUUUCACAAUGGUGGGCUUUGCCUAAAGGAUCGGAAUCUUGUAGAAGGCCUCUUCCUCAGGGGUGACAUUCAAGUACUUUGCACUACAAAUACACUUGCCCAUGGAAUCAAUCUCCCAGCACAUACAGUGGUUAUAAAAUCGACACAGCACUUCAACAAAGAAAAAGGUCUCUACAUGGAAUACGACCGCUCUACGAUAUUGCAGAUGUGCGGCAGGGCAGGCCGACCACCAUUUGAUGAUACAGGAAUGGUUAUAAUCAUGACAAGACGAGAAACGGUCCACCUGUAUGAAAAUCUCCUGAGUGGUUGUGAGAUGGUGGAAUCACAAUUGUUCUCGUGUGUGACGGAGCAUUUGACUGCUGAAAUUGUUCAACUGACGGUAUCUGAUAUCACAAAAGCAAUUGAAUGGAUGAAAUGUUCGUACUUGUACGUGAGAAUGAGAAGGAACCCAAAAAAAUAUGCGGUUAAAAAUGGAAUUUCUGCUGAUCGUUUGGAAAAGCAUGUACAGGAAAUAUGUGUUAAAAAAGUUAAUGAGUUAUCACAGCAUCAGAUGGUCUGGGUUGAUGAAGAUGGUUUCCUCUUGAGGCCAUUAGAGCCUGGAAGGUUGAUGACGAAGUAUUAUUUGAGAUUUGACACUAUGAAACAGAUAAUGCGAACCCCUGAAAACUGCACGUUAGAAGAUGCCCUUCGUGUUAUUUGCCUUGCUGAGGAAAUUUCUUGGAUACAGCUUAGACGCAAUGAAAAGAAGAUCUUGAAUGAGAUCAAUGCUGACAAAGAUGGCCGGCUUCGGUUUCAUAUCCUUGGAGAUAAGGGGAAAAAGAAAAAGCGCAUUCAAACAAGAGAAGAAAAAAUUUACAUAUUGGCAAAUGACUGCUUAACUGGUGAUCCCUCGGUUCAUGAUCUAUCCCUAAUUCAGGACAUGAAUUCUAUAUGCUCAAAUGGAUGUAGAAUUGCUAAAUGCAUGAAAGAUUAUUUUAUUUACAAAAAGAAUUACAAAGGAGCUGUGAAUUCUUCCCUUCUGGCCAAAUCACUUGACCAGCGACUUUGGGAUGACAGUCCAUACUUGUUGAAACAAUUACCUGGAAUUGGCAUGGUUACGGCGAAGGCACUGCAUUCAAUGGGCAUUAAAUCAUUUGAGGCACUAGCUGAAGCUGAUCCGAGAAGAAUAGAGAUAGUGACGGGUCGAAAAUAUCCAUUUGGGAACCAUAUCAAGGAUUCUCUAUUAUCGCUACCCCCAAAAAUUGAUAUGAAGCUUGAGGAAAUUGAGAUGCAGAAACAAGGGAAGUGCAAACUAGUGGUAACACUGACUAGAAUGUCAGAGUCAUUCCAGUCACUUAAAAGGCAUUAUGCUGAUAUGAUAAUUGGUGUGGAGGAAGACAACAUUAUUCUCUUUCAUGAAAAAAUAAGGGUGGACCAAUUCGCCAGCCCUUAUAGUGCGACAAUACUUGUCCCAAUCUCUCAUGGGAAGCAGAUAAUCAAAGCUAACUUUAUACAUGAAGAAUAUAUUGGUAUUGAUGUCCACCAAAAUCUUCCCCUGAUCAAAGAGAACAAUUCAAAUUUGCAAUUACAAAGAAAGAGAAAGCUCCCUGCUUUUCCUUCACCUGAAGAGUUACAUGUUAUUGAAGAUGACAACAUGACCGCCCCUCAAAUGCCAAUGGAAGAGCUAUGCAAUUUGAUGUCUAAGGAUGAAACAAAUUCCACCCCGAAUUUUAACCUUCUAAAUGAAGAGUUAGGACAAGAAGGUGGGUGUGAGACGGAAGUUGAAGAGGAUGAAUGCAAAAUCGUCAAUGAGAAAACAGUAUUUGACCACAUACGUGAGAAGGCCAAAAAUUUCUCUCUCCUGUCUGCAUAUGAUAAUAUUCGCCUCCCAUCACCAGAGGCCCUCCUUCUGACAAGAAAGCGUGCCCGAGAGAAGAGGCAUGGACUCCCCCAUGAAGUAAUUGUUCUGGAUGAUGAGACAGAAAGACUCAGCAUAUCGCCCCAAGCCGAGGUUAAUUUUCCUGUGCGGCUCAGAAAGGCAGCAGACGAUGUUAGUAACCUGUUUUUGGAUUUAAAGGAUCAUUACACAGUUGGAAGCUCCAAUGCCACCGAUGACGCAAUGGAUACAGGUGUUUUCCUCAUGGAACCUGAAACAAGCACGUACGAAACGUCAACUGACCAAACAAUUUUUGACCAUAUACGAAGAAAAUCUAAGGAUUUUCCACUGAUUAGUAAUUUGGAUUGCAUGGAGUCAGUUAUCCAGAAAAAGGAACUAUUCACACACGACCAUUUUGAUUCCUUAAAUGCUGCUUCUGAUACGGAAAUGGAUACUAAUCUCUCGAAUGUUCUCAAGGAGAACAUACAUACUUCAUACAUGGAAUCGGUUGAAAUGGACAAACAUGCAUCUGGUUUCCAAUAUGGAGCUGAGGUGGAACAUAACAAAUUUGAAGGUUUCAGUGGGAAAGACGGAGUAAGGACAGCGUUAAAGGACAACAAGCGCCCGCCAGAUGCAAGCAGCUUUGCACAUGGUACUAGUAAGAAGCAGCGCUCUUCUAUAGAACCAGAAGCAGAUAAGUCAAGUUUAAAUGGAACAAGAAGACAGUGCGGUUUUUUGGACACCGCAGGCAGAAUGAAGGAAGCAGGUUCAAGUCCUGUGUUCAGGAGCGUAUUUUCUUUUCUCUGAUUUUU